UGGAGGUGGGAAUAGCCGUGUGGAGCUGCUGGUGUUCGGCUAUGCCUGCAAGCUGUUUCGAGAUGAUGAGAAGGCUCAGUACCAGGAGCAGGGGCGACACCUUAUUCCUUGGAUGGGAGACCCCAAGAUCAUGAUCGAUAGCCAAAUGGCUAGGGGCCGAGCCUAGCCAUGAUUUUACCUCCAAUGGACGCAAGUUUCUAUGGUGAAGAUAUCUCCUGAGAGUUCGGGACUAGCAGAAAGAAGCGAGGAAAUUUCGACCGUUUGGUUCUUACGGAUAGGUAUUUAUGUAUUCGGGUUUGUGUGAAUGUAAGCUAUUUGACUUUCCAGAAAAACGUAUUUUGCAAGUGACAUUGAUUGGUUGGUUGAAGCACGUACGGUAAGAGCUGUUAAGGAAAUGGAUCCCACUUAAACUAUUAAAGGAUACCUUUGCCUUUAAUUGUAAUAAUUUAUUAGUUUCUUUGAGAGGAAUUUAGACUAUUAAACAAAUUUUCGAUAGUUGGUGACAAAUGAUUAGCAAAAUUAAACGUAACUUCUAAAAGGAAAUAUGCUUUAACGUAUAAGUAUUUUUUUUUUUCAUUUUUAAUGGGUAAGUAUUUAAGUAGUCGCAUAAACCCAAGCCCUAAGUUUUUUGCAUUGACCAGCUGUUUCAUCUUGCAGGUACGAUGGGCGUGGUCACCUACAUGACCUUUCUGAAUAUGAUGCUGAGUAUUCCACGUGGAACAGAGAUUAUCAGUUGUCUGAAGAGGAAGCUAGAAUAGAAGCCCUCUGUGAUGAAGAGAGAGGAGGAAUAUAAAAGGCUGAGUGAAGCUUUGGCAGAGGAUGGUACCUAUAAUGCAGUGGGAUUCCGUUAUGGCAGUGAUUAUUAUGACCCUUCAGAACCCACUGAGGAGGAGGAGCAUCAGCCUGCAAAACAAAGAGAAGCAGCUCAAACAGAAAAUGUAGAAGAAAAUGAAGAACCUUUUGUUGCCCCUCCGGGACUGAAUGUACCUUCUGAUGUGGAACUGCCACCAACCGCAAAAAUGCAUGCGAUUAUAGAACGAACUGCAAACUUUGUCUGCAAGCAGGGAGCACAAUUUGAGAUUAUGCUAAAAGCCAAGCAAGCACGCAACUCCCAGUUUGACUUCUUACGAUUUGAUCACUACCUCAAUCCCUACUACAAAUUCAUUCAGAAGGCUAUGAAAGAGGGACGAUACGCUGCUCCUUCUGAAAAUAAAGCGGACGAGAAAAAACACUCGAGAGUCAAAUCUGAGGAAGAAGAUGAUGACGAUGAUGAUGAUGAUGGAAAUUAUCUGCAUCCGAGUCUCUUUGCAUCUAAAAAGUGCAGUAGGCUUGAAGAGCUCAUGAAGCCUUUAAAGGUGGUAGACCCUGAUCAUCCACUUGCAGCACUGGUGCGCAAAGCGCAAUCAGAUAAUAACUCGUCUACACCACAGUCAACAGAUGGGGCAGCUGUACAGACAUCACAAGCAGAAUAUUCUUCUGAUUCAACUGUGGCAGCCAUGUAUUAUAGUUACUAUAUGCUACCUGAUGGAACCUAUUGCCUCGCGCCUCCACCUCCAGGAAUAGAUGUUGCCACCUACUACAACGCGUUGCCUGCAGGGGUGACUGUAUCAAGCACUACAGGAGUAGCAACAGUACCUCCACCCCCCGGUACUACACCUCCACCUCCCCCAGAAACAACCGAUAGCAGCAGUGGGUUGACUUCUACCACAACAUCUACAAGCACAAUUGCUCCAGUGGUUGCCAUUAUACCUCCACCCCCAGAUAUUCAACCUGUUAUUGAUAAACUAGCUGAGUAUGUUGCUAGGAAUGGGAUAAAAUUUGAAACCAGUGUUCGUGCCAAGAAUGAUCUCAGAUUUGAGUUCCUGCAACCGUGGCACCAGUAUAAUGCUUAUUAUGAAUUUAAAAAACAGUUCUUCCUUCAAAAAGAGAGCAGUGAUAACUGUCAGGGAGUAUCUUCAUCUGAAGAUGUUCCAGCAGAUACUGCCGGUGAUACACCAAGUGAGACUCAAUUUACAGAUGAACAUGCACCUGAAGAUGCAUCUGAGCCAAGUGCUAAGGGAGUUCCAGGAAAUAAAAAGGAUGUUCCUCCUUCUAAAACUGUCAGUGAUGGUAAAUUGGUAAAAGCAUCAUUUGCUCCAAUAAGCUUUGCAAUCAAGGCCAAAGAAAAUGACCUUCUUCCUUUGGAGAAAAACCGUGUUAAAUUAGAUGAUGACAGUGAUGAGGAGGAAGAAGAGGGCAAGGAAGGCCAAGAGAAUGCUAAUAGUGCUUCAAACCAUGCUCCAGCUGUUACUGCUCCUUGUACUGCUGCUGAAGAGAAAAAACCUCAACUUACACAGGAGGAGUUGGAAGCUAAACAAGCAAAGCAGAAACUAGAGGAUAGAUUAGCAGCUGCAGCAAGAGAGAAGCUUGCACAGGCCUCCAAAGAAUCAAAAGAAAAGCAGCUACAAGCAGAGCGCAAAAGGAAAGCUGCACUGUUCUUGCAGACCCUGAAAAACCCUCUGGCAGAGGCAGAAACUGAGAAAAUUGAAGAGAAUUCCUUCAAUAAUGAGAGUGUCAAUAGUAUACCGUGUCCUGUGACUGCAGUCAGAACUUUACCCACCUUAGAAGUUAAACAAGCAGAAAGGCCUUCAAGCAAAAGCAAAGAUCCUCCUAGGGAUGAAGAAAAAGAAAAGAAAAGAAAAAAACACAAGAAAAGAUCUCGGACAAGAUCUCGAUCACCAUUCAAGUAUCAUUCAUCAUCUAAGUCCAGAUCUAGAUCACAUUCAAAAGCAAAGCACUCACUUCCCACUGCCUAUAGAACUGUCAGGCAUUCAAGACUCACAGCAUCCACAGGGACACUGAGCAUGGAGCCGAGUCUGAGCAGCUCAUCAAUGGCAGCAGCAACAGAGCGGGAAAAUUAUCAGGCAACUUCGACAACGAAAAGAUUUGACUGCUGGAGCUCUUUUGAGGGAAAUCCUGGUAAAAUGUCAAGGUCACGAUCAAGGUCACCUAGGAGAAGGGCUCACACACCAGAAAGACGGAGAGAUGAAAGAAGUGUUCCAACAGCUUAUCGCAUUAGUAAUAGUCCUGGAAAUAGUCGGAAACGCCCACGUUCCAAAAGUCCCCAUGAAAAGAAGAAGAAGAGGCGGUCUAGAUCACGUACCAAGUCCAAAGCUAGGUCUCCUUCACCAUCCAUGUCACCAGGCAAACCAUCCACACACAAAAAUUCUGUACAUUCAACUAGUGUCUCUCCUGUGGAGAGCAGGGAAUCCAGCCAGGAACGCUCCAGGGGAGUUUCUCAGGAAAAAGAUGGCCAAAUCUCUUCAGCAAUUGUGUCUUCAGUGCAGAGUAAAAUCACUCAGGAUCUUAUGGCCAAAGUGAGAGCAAUGCUUGCAGCUUCCAAAAACAUACAAACUAGUGCCUCCUGAGACCUGUUGAACUGACCAUCAAGAAAUUGUGUGAAAAAGAACAAUAUAAAAAAAACUGCCUCAUCUCAAAUGUACAGCUGAGCUUAGCUCACUUGGUUCACAACUCGCCUAAUAUUACCAGAACUCAAGGAGCUAAAACCUAUCUUUCUGUACAGAAGCGUCUCCUUGAAAUUUCAUUAAACUUUUUCAGCCAGAAUAUCUUUGGAAAGUUUUUGGUUUUUGUAAAUUGAUUUUUUGACUAAUUCUUCAGUAACAUUUUAUGAUCUGCAGUCUAUAUGUGUAUAUUUGUAAAUACCAUGUUUCUGUGAAAGAAGUAUUACACAAUAAUAAAGAAGGAAACAUCUUUCAUUA
Molecule: messenger RNA, 3758 nt
Organism: Aquila chrysaetos chrysaetos
Lineage: Eukaryota; Metazoa; Chordata; Aves; Accipitriformes; Accipitridae
Gene: SFSWAP
Product: splicing factor SWAP
Exons: 19
Coding region: 771-3407 (878 amino acids)
Biological process (GO): RNA processing; mRNA 5'-splice site recognition
Molecular function (GO): RNA binding
Source: RefSeq, a predicted model, not a curated record